AUGGAUCCGACCAAUGCAACAGUCAGUCCCAAGUUUGGAACAUUCGUUUUCCCCUCGGCCCGUGUUGUCGUCACUUGCCUCUCUCUCUCUCUCACUGCUUCCUUUGGUGGAAAUAGUGUCAUGAUUGGUCGGCAUCGUCAUCGUCAUCGUCAUCAUCAACGGCGGUGGCACGGCUACGUUGGAUGGUUGCUGUAUGGCACGUUGAUGCAGUACCCGCACGGGUUUGCCGGGAGCGGCGGUACAACCGUUCGUGUCCAGCGUGACGGACUUUCCGGUUCACGACGUCUUCAUCACACGGUUUCAACGCUACUCGCCAACCAGUCCAGCAAUAAUCAAGAUACUCAUACUCCCAAUACCGCAAUCGAUGACGUCGGUCCGGUAUUGCCCCAAUCAACAAGAAUGUCUACAACAAACACUAACGUGUCCACCACAACAACACCCACGUCCCAACAGUUCAUGACCGCCAUGGGCACGUCCCCCCGACGCAUUCUGUUGUCCGGAUUAUCCUCUACCGCCAUUGCCUUGGCGGCAAACUUUUUGGGCUCCACCAGCAAAUUGCUUGAGUUCGUGCCCGAAGAAGUUGUGGAGGCCUCCGGUCUCGACACGUACUACCCACGCGGAGACUACAAACGCGUCCGCAGUGGAGCCAACGGAUACACCAUGCUCAUUCCCAAGGAAUGGGUCGCCGAUACCAGUCUCGCACUCGCCAAAGCCACCCGAAACGCGGGAUCGCUCGAUUUCGCCAUGGCCACGAAACCGUCUUCCACACCAUUGUCGUCGUUGUCGUCGUCUUUCCGGUCCGUAAGCAACGCCCUUUUGCCCGACGCCGCCUUUGGUCCGCCCGGGAGGAACCGUGGUCCAAAAGACGGUACCGGUGGGCUUGACAAUACCAACGUCUCCGUGCUGGUGGCCAAUCUACCCGAUCCCACAUUUUCCCUCGCAGCGACUCUGGGAACGCCCGCCGUCGCUGCCACCACGCUCCUCCAACGGUCCCUGGCGCCACCCGGAUCGGGACGCGUCGCCACCUUGGUCGAUGCUUACGCUGACGAACAGCGGCACGGUCUCUACCAACUGGAAUACGUCGUGGAUCGUGGCGAGUCAACGCGGUCGCCCGACAGCCGGGCCCGGCGACGGGCUAUUUCUGUGCUGGCUGUCUCGGAGGAUCGGACGAAACUCUUCACCAUGACCGUCGUCGCUCCCGAAAUAGCCUGGAACGACCCAAUCUUGGAGCCGAAACUCAGAAAAGUUGCCGCGAGCUUUCGUCCCACGGAAGCGAUCAUCCGGUAG
Molecule: messenger RNA, 1287 nt
Organism: Phaeodactylum tricornutum CCAP 1055/1
Lineage: Eukaryota; Bacillariophyta; Bacillariophyceae; Surirellales; Neidiaceae
Exons: 1
Coding region: 1-1287 (428 amino acids)
Biological process (GO): photosynthesis
Cellular component (GO): photosystem II; extrinsic component of membrane; photosystem II oxygen evolving complex
Molecular function (GO): calcium ion binding
Source: RefSeq, a predicted model, not a curated record